Molecule: messenger RNA, 4019 nt
Organism: Pomacea canaliculata
Lineage: Eukaryota; Metazoa; Mollusca; Gastropoda; Architaenioglossa; Ampullariidae
Product: drebrin-like protein
Exons: 12
Coding region: 75-1661 (528 amino acids)
Biological process (GO): positive regulation of dendritic spine morphogenesis; postsynaptic actin cytoskeleton organization; regulation of actin filament polymerization
Cellular component (GO): plasma membrane; lamellipodium; dendrite
Molecular function (GO): actin filament binding
Source: RefSeq, a predicted model, not a curated record
CGACGUCAUCGAAACCUGUGUAAGUCUUUGUGAUGACGUAAAGCACAUGCGGUAGUCUUUCAGUGGGAGGAAGGAUGGCGGUCGACUUGAAGAAAAAUAAAGAUUCCCUGCUAAAAGCUUACAACGAUGUUGUCAGCGAUAAUUCUGGUACUAAUUGGGUUAUCUUUGGCUAUGAAGGAUCUACCACUGCCUUGAAGGUUGUUGAAACAGGAGAUAAUGGGAUACAAGAACUUGCAGAUGAACUAAACAGUGGCCACAUACAGUAUGCUUAUUGCAGAGUAGUUGAUCCAAACACGGAUCUGCCAAAAUAUGUACUAGUCAACUGGCAAGGAGAAGGUGCCCAAGAUUCAUUUAAAUUGAAGUAUGCCACACAUCUGAAGGACAUUCAGGCUUUUUUGAAGAUGGUACAUGUUACCAUUAAUGCACGCACAGAUGCUGACAUUGAUGAAGAUGACAUUGUCAAGAAAGUGGCUAAGUCUUCAGGUGCCAACUACAGUUUCCAUAAAGAAAAAGCAAAGCCUAUAGAUGCUCCAGCUCCUGUGGGCACCAACUACCAAAGAGUCAUGCCCAACAGAGAAAUCGAUGCCAAAAAUCGUGAUAAAUUCUGGGCACAGACUGAAAAGGAGGAGGUAAAAAGACGAGAGCUGGAGGCAAAACGAACAGAAGAAGAGAACAAGAAGCUAGACCAAGAGAGGAAAGAGAGAGAAUUACAAGAAGCAAGAGAUCGAGACAAGAAGAUGGAAGAAAAAAUUUCGGCAGUAAGACAGCAGAAACAGGCAGAAGCCAAAGCUAAUGAAUUAAGACAAGCAGAAGAAAAAGAACGCUGGGACAGACAGCAAAAAGACUCCUACCAUGAUGAAGAAGAAAGGAGGCAUCGUAGUGACCAGAUGAGAAAACAACGACAAGCUGAAGCUUCUUCUUUGGUCUCUUCUACAACCUCUAGUGCCAGAGAUUUCUUUAAGCAAAAAUCAGUUGAGAGACCUGAUGCUGAUGCCAGGAGAGCACCCCCACCACCAAGGAAAAUCAAAUCCGAUUUCUUGGAGCAACAACAGAAACCAGAAGAACCACCCAAAAGAGAACCAAUCCAGAUUCCAAAGUCUGAGCCGUUAGCUGAAAUACCACCUUCCAGCCCAUUUGAGGAGGAGGAACCAUAUUAUGUUCCUGAAACAUCCCCUUAUGAAGUGGAGCCAGAACCUGAACCGCAACCAGCAUAUGAGCCUGAACCAGAACCAGCUUAUGAGCCUGAACCAGAACCAGCUUAUGAGCCUGAACCACCUUUGAGGCCAACUGAACUGGUGCCGCAGGUGCCUCAAGGUCGAAAUCUUCUUCAGCAGGGCUUGCCAGCAAGACAGAACUCAGAAGAGGCUGAAGAGGAACAAAAUUGGGAUGAGCAGCCACAAGAAGACUUCUCUCCACCAGAGCAGAAGCCCAGUCAGAUAGAAGACGUCCCAUCUGCGCCUGGCAAUGUGACCAGUACUGAAGGCCAAGGCAGUUGUGCACGGGCUCUGUACGACUAUCAAGCUACUGACGACACAGAGAUUUCCUUUGACCCUGGCGACAUCAUCACAAACAUAGACCAGAUUGAUGAAGGCUGGUGGCAAGGGUUUGCACCUGAUGGGAGCUAUGGGAUGUUUCCAUCCAACUAUGUGGAACUCAUUUGAUAAAGCAGUGCUGUGGCUUUAUGUUUGCCUGAUUGUAGACUGCACUGCAUCAUGAUUGAAUGAAUACUUAAAACUGAGUGAAUCUAGAGUGGUGAAGAACAUACUGUUUAACUGGUUCACAGAUCAUAAUUUAUGUGCAUAGUUAUGUGAAGUAUAUGCUGAUGUAAUGUAUGUACCUUCCCAACCAUUUGACAACUUUUUUUUAAGUUAGGAACAUCCCAAUGUAGAAAAUCAAUUUUUAUUAAAUAAGGUUAGUUUACUAUGCUGAUAUCCUGGCAGAGUUCCAUUUCCUAAAAUAGUUUUAAACAGACUUGAAAUAGCAGGGUUAGUCUGACCUAAAAAAAAAUGCUUAGGUAAAAAUGAAAUCCUUUCAAGUAAAUGAAUGUUUAUGGAGAGAAUAUUGCAUUGAUUUAUGGAAAUAAUGGUUACUUCAACCUGAUAUCUUUUUCCUUUUAUUCAUUGAUUUAUCGUGUUUUAAAUGGUAAUUAAAAUGGAUUGUAAGCAUAGUUUAUAGCUUGAUCAUAUAGACAACCAUUAAACUGUCAAACAUUUAUGACAGUGUAGACAUCUCAAGUGCUCAUUCAGCCUUUUAAUGAAAGCUGAAGUCAGCAUUGUUGGCUGCUUGUCAGACUUUUAGGGAAAUAAUAGCAACCUGUUCAAACUCUUCAGUAAGAAAAACAACAAAAUUCCAAAGCCCUUUUAAUUUAUAACUAAUGGGCCUGGUGCAUGAUGAAAACAAGAGCUGAAUGUGAUAAAUUCUGCUGUGUCACAUAAAAAUGCACAUUUCUUCUGAAAAUAUUUGGUAAAAUGCUAUAAAGGUCCUGUAACUCAUAGCAUUAGGCAUUACUGGGCAGAGCUACUUAUUGCAUGCCUUAUUAUGCUUGUUUUGAAGAAUUUUAAGCCAGACUUGUAUGAAAGUGUUUACAGAAUGCCUUGUAUUUCUUAUUCAUCGUUGCCUGGCAUUGGCAGUAUGGUCAUUGAUAGGAACCACCUGUUUGUGAUGGAGUUUUGUCACAAACCCAAUUCUAAGCAUGACUGCACUUAUUUAUGAACUAUCUGAUGUUUUGAAGAUAUAGCUGGUGGUGGUGGUUUUUAAAAUUUUUUAUGUGGAAUACUCUGUCAUUUACUUUAAAUAAAUUAAUUUUUUUGUUAAUAAAUUCAUUGAUAAAAGUAUAUAGAUGUUCCUGUAAGGCUUCACAAAUUCAGUCUCUUGCUACUCUUAAAGGUAUAAUUUUGCUUUUGUUUUAUCUUUUGAAAUUUUCAGUAGUGGAGUCAUAAAACAUAGCUCCCCUAAGACUAUCAUGUGAAACAUAAAACAGCAUUACUAUUUAAAAACUGGUGCUGAUGACCAUGAAUUAUGUCACUUAGUAGCAUGGACAACUACCUGUGCACUGUUAAUGCAUUUGUAAAUUAUUUGCACACAUUUUUUUGGAUUUAAAAAAGAAUCAGGUAUGCAAUAUUAUCAAGUGUUUGCGACAAUGUAGAAAGUGUGUGGUUUUUUUUUUAUGGAAGUAAAACUGAAGGAUUGUAAGUAGCUGCACAAGUUUGUUGGGACUAAUGAUACCAAAGUCAUAUCACUGUUUCACUUUAUCAGUGAAUCUGCAGUUAGCAUUUUCAUUCCCAUGUUUUGUAAAUGAACUAUUGUGCCCAUGCAGGCCCUUGUUGAUGAGCAUUCUUGCGAAAACUGAUAAAUGUUUGUAUGAUUACAGACAGAUUUUGUCAUUUUAAGUGACAGCCAUUUUAAUUGCUUCUACAUUUUUUUGCACUUGCUUUAUUCCACCUAAUCUGUAACUACAGUCACCACUGCACGUCAUAUGGAGCUCAUCACAACUGAUGCGAUCAGUGCCUUUAAAUGGAUAUUAUGCUUACUUUAUGAACUCUGGAAAUUGUUUUAGACUGUAUAAGUCAAAUAUUGCAUGUUACUUCUCUUGAUAUUUCUGUUCAUAUUUGUUAAUUAUGAAAAAUGUUUUUUGUAUUUACUCCUUUAAUUUCAUUUUUGAGGAUUUCUUCCUUUUGAAACUUGCAUUUUAGGGGGAGCUUUGGAUCAAAAAUAGUGGCUCUUGCUUUGCAAUUUGUCCCAAAGUAUUAUCAUUUGUUUCCAUGUUGUAUACCUCAUGGUAAAUUCAUGAACAUCAACUGCAUCAAUUAUUUCCAUAUAAAUAUGAAUAUAUUCACACACGCCCCUUUUUUAAAAAAUCAACUGUGGUGUUGUGGCUUUGUUGUACAGCAUGUGGUCUGGAUACGAGAUAAGAGUUGGGAAAAUUGAAAAUGUGAGAUAACACAGAUGUCAUUUGAUUUUCUGCUUGAUGUGACGAGAAUAAUUGUAUUUUUAUUAAAAUAGAUAGUUGAAAUCAAAAA